ACACUAGGCCUGCUCAAUUUUGUUACCGUUAUGAAUUAAAAAAUAAAAUGAAUUGCAACGGAUUUCAUGACACUAUAACAAUUUUUAUGAUCGUUUACCCAAAACAUUAUAUUUGCUAAAUUAAUCUUCUAUGUUUGUUAAUCAACAACAAAACUAAUUUUUAAAAAUGUAUCUAAAAUGUAGAAUCUAACCAAUACGAGAUUAUCUUAUCUUGUUUUAAAAUGUCAACAGAUCUACAAUCUAAACAACGAUCUUCCAUGCGUACCCAGUAGAUCAUAGUUCAGUCCAGACAUAAAUUCUAGAUCUAGAAUCUAGAUCUACGUGUAAUCACUAAGAAUCUGUCACUAACUAUUUAAAUCCACCUCAGUAUCUAGAAUCUACAUAAUAUUUGCGAAUGUUGAGUAGCAAUGACUGCAAAAAAUAUUGCAGUGGUUGAUGAAGAAAUCUUUGAUGAGAGUGAAGAAGAAUUGGUUGAUUCUCAGCUACCAGUUGUGUGCCACCAGAAUCGGCACUUUGGCAAAAUAGAAGGAUCCAAUCUUUGUUUACAAUGUUGGCGAAUGAAAGAGCGGAUGAAGACUGUCAGUGUUGCACUUGUUCUUUGUCUAAAUGUUGGCGUUGAUCCUCCAGAUGUUGUAAAAAUAUCUCCUUGUGCUCGGAUGGAAUGUUGGAUUGAUCCUCAUACUAUGAGUCCUCAAAAAGCUUUAGAGUCCAUAGGUUCAAAUUUACAAAAGCAAUAUGAAAGAUGGCAACCAAAAGCUAGAUACAAGCAAUCGCUUGAUCCCACAGUUGAGGAAAUGAAAAAGCUAUGUGUAUCAUUGAGAAGAAAUGCCAAGGAAGAAAGGGUUUUGUUUCAUUAUAUUGGCCAUGGUGUUCCUAAGCCAACAUCAAAUGGUGAAAUUUGGGUUUUUAAUAAGAGUUAUACCCAGUACAUUCCAUUAUCAUUGUAUGACUUACAAGUCUGGAUGGGAAGUCCUUCAAUCUACGUUUUUGACUGUUCAAAUGCUGGCAUCAUUAUAGACCUCUUUAGAACAUUCACAGCUCAAAGAGAACAAGAGGCUGGAAGUACAUCAACACCACUAAAUGCUGAACAAAGCAUACCAUCAAGCAUUAAAAAUAGUAUUCUUCUAGCUGCUUGUGGGUCUACUGAACACUUACCAAUGAACCCUGACCUUCCUGCUGAUCUUUUCACAUCUUGUUUGACUACACCCAUCAAAGUUGCAUUGAGAUGGUAUGUUUUACAAAACAGAAGUCUUGUACCAGGAUUAACUAUGGAAAUGGUUGAUAAAAUACCUGGCCAGCUGAGUGACAGAAGAACUAUGCUGGGAGAGUUAAACUGGAUUUUUACAGCUAUUACUGAUACUAUAGCCUGGAAUUCACUGCCACGAGAAUUGUUUCAGAAGCUUUUUAGACAAGAUCUACUUGUUGCAAGUUUAUUUAGAAACUUUCUACUUGCUGAGCGUAUCAUGAGAUCAUAUAACUGCAUACCUAUUUCAAACCCUAAAUUACCAUCAACACAUCAGCAUACUAUGUGGCAAGCUUGGGACUUAGCUUUAGACCUUUGCUUGCAACAGCUGACUUUGAAACCAUUGAUGGCAGAUGGGAUGACAUUUCUUCAUAGUCCGUUCUUUGCAGAACAAUUAACAGCAUUUAAAGUUUGGUUAGAUUUUGGUUCUGAGACCAGACGUCCACCAGAGCAAUUACCAAUUGUACUGCAGGUGCUACUAAGUCAAGUCCACAGAGUGCGGGCCUUAGAUUUGUUAGGAAAAUUUCUUGAUCUUGGUCAUUGGGCUGUUAAUUUGGCCCUGUCUGUAGGAAUUUUCCCAUAUGUCUUAAAACUGCUUCAAAGUUCUGCUAAGGAAUUAAGACCUCUACUUGUAUUUAUAUGGGCUAAAAUUUUAGCUGUUGACCCGUCUUGUCAGAUAGAUCUUGUGAAGGACAGUGGUCACAAAUAUUUUUUGGGUGUACUUUCAGAAACUUCAAUGGCAGCUGAGCAUAGAACAAUGGCAGCUUUUGUCAUGGCAAUAAUCAUGAACAAUUAUGCUCCAGGAAGGGAAGCUGCCCUGAAGGAUAAUACUAUAUCAAUAUGUCUUGAACAGCUGGGGGAUGCUAAUCCACAUCUUCGACAGUGGUUAGCACUUUGUUUAGCAAAGGUAUGGAGUAAUUUUGAUAAUGCUCGCUGGUGUGGUGUUCGGGACCGUGCACAUGAAAAGCUAUCCAAGCUUCUCUCUGACCCUGAGCCUGAGGUGAGGGCAGCUGCAAUAUUUGCCCUAGGAACAUUUGUGUCUAGAGCAGUAGAUCGUACAGACCAUUCAGUUGCGGUGGAUGUAAACGUGGGAAAUCUCCUUGUUGCUUGUAUUACAGAUGGUAGUCCAUUGGUCAGAAAGGAGCUCGUUGUGGCCUUUGGUGGGUAUGUUUCAGUAUACCUCUCACAUUUUGUGAACAUUGUGAAAAAAAUACAAGAAGAAGAGGAAAAAGGAAAAGAAAGAAUGGUCAUGUCUCUGGAUGCAGCUAAUAUGUUUUCUCACAAAGAAUCAAGACCAGACAGCUUUGCAAGUGGUGGGAUGAAGAGAAGUCAUUCACGUGGCAGCUUUAAGAGUUUAACCACUUCGGAUAGAUACUGCAUGCUUCGUGCUGCCUCUAGCCAUCAGCUGUCAAGCAUGGCUUCUUCAGCCAGCUCAGACAACCUGAGUGAUGAACGUCUAAUGAUUCGACGCGUAUCUUCAGGAGCUUCUAUUGCUGGCCAAACUUUUGUCACUGUCUAUUCAUCAAUGUGGCAAGCACUAAAUGAAUUAGCUGCUGAUCCUCACUUAGAAGUGGCAGCCAUGUCUCGAAGCAUUAUCACUGCUGUUAAAAAAAAGGCUCUAACUACUGCACGACCAAGACAAGUUGUACAAGCUGUAGUGUCCCAGAAUAACCAUACUUUGUCAUCUAGUCCCUCCAGACCUGCUAAUAUGCCUUUUGGCACACCCCCACAGAACAUGCUAAGUCCUGGUAGUGCUCAGUAUUCUUUUGGUCAAUCUACAAGAAAAGUGUUGGACAAGACAAGCCCUAUGCCUGAUGAAGCCAAAGAAGAAGAUAAUGCUCCAAUCUCAGAGAAGGUGACAACACAGUUUUUUGACUGGAGCUGCAAAUACUUUGCUGAGCCUUUUAUGUGUCUGAAAGAUUAUCAAGAUCCAGAAAGUUCAAGCUAUCACCAGAGAGAAUACAGGUUCCUAAGAAAUGCCAGAGUUAGAUCUGUAGGACGAGAUCAACUGAGAGCAGGUGUCUCAAGGCUUGAUGAUCAGAUGUUUGUGAACAGGGUAGGCGCUGUUCCAACUGCUAUCAAAUUCCAUCCAUAUGAAAACUUCCUAGCAGUAGCUGAUAGCUAUAAUGUAUCUUUUUGGGACCUGGAGCAAGGAACUAAAAUAUCAGAUAUACCCAAUCCAGCUGCUGUGGACAGGGUCACACAACCAUUAAUACGUGUUAGUCGCAUCACAUCAAUAGAUUUCAUGAAUGCUCAUGAUCAAGCAUUAUUCAUGUUUUGUACAGAUGAUGGUGCAAUAAGAAUUUAUAGAAAUUUUCUCUCACCUUAUGAUGCAGACAAAGAAUUAGUCACAGCAUUUAAAGGUCUUUCAGAAUUGGUGCCAUCAGAAAGAGGUUCUGGUUUGGUGACUGAGUGGGAGCAAGAAACAUCUACAUUAAUUACUUCAGGAAAUGCAAGAAUUAUACGUUUGUGGGAUAUGCAAAAGGAGAAGAAAUUAAGUGAUAUCAGUACAGGAGCAGAAAGCUGUGUUACUAGCUUAGCCUCUGAUCCUCUAGGAAAGUCUCUGUUAAUAGCUGGGUGUGGAGAUGGAUCUGUAAGACUUUUUGAUAGAAGACUGAAUCCAGCAGAGUGCCGUGUCAUGACAUUAAAGGAGCACAACUCUUGGGUCCUUAAAGUUCAUUUACAGAGAGGGUCCGAGGGUAAAAUUGUUAGCGCUUGUUGUGAUGGAGAUAUACGGUUCUGGGAUCCUAGAUUUACAGACUCUGUCCGUGUGUAUAAUACACCCACAUCAUUAUCUUCUGUAGAUAUACAUCCGAGAGCAGAUAUCAUAGCAUGUGGAUCUACCAAUCAGUGCAUGACAGCAUACAGUCCUAAUGGAACAGUUCUAAGUACUGUAAAAUACCAUGAGGGAUUUUUAGGACAAAGAAUAGGGAAUGCAAGUUGCAUGUCAUUUCAUCCUUACCAGAUAAAACUUGCAACUGGUAGUGCUGAUUGUUUUGUUUCUAUAUACACUACAGCACGAAAUGUUCCUCCUCCUUAACACACAAAAUGUUCCUUCUCCGUAAUACAAGCAUUUGUCAAAAAUGUUCUUCAUGCAGUGGACUUUUGAAACUGCUAGAGAGUCUUGUGUUAUAAUAAUGAGUUCAUGUAUAAAGAAGUUUAGCUAAAUUAUAGUUGCUAAUAAAGAAUUAAUUCAUAAUUAAUGUUACCAAUCUUGUAAACCAGAAGUUUUUAAAGAAUACUUCAGCUAUUCAUUAAGUGAUAGCAGUUUUUUUAAUUUUUAGUUUUUUUUGCUAGAAAUUUCAAUACAGCACUUGGUGUGCAAAUUGUGUUUAGGAAUGUAUGUAACAUUUUUAAUACAAAAUAUGUUAUACAAUUUAAACAAAUGAUUUUUCAAUUCUGUUCCUGUUAUUAUGAAUACAGGUAUUUUUAAAACAGUUCACCUGUAAAUGUUUUAUUUUGUUAACAUCAGAAAACUAUUAACCUGGUAAAUUCAUAUCAUAUCUGUAAAUAGAAAUGUGUAAUAUUUGAGUUAUUUUGUUUCUGCGGUAAUUAUCUUCUGACUUAGUUUUUGAAUAAUAAUCUGUCUGUAUGAUGUCUGAAGAUUAUUGUUGUGUAUUUCCAAAAAGAUUUUGUUAACUAAUUGUAAUGAUUUAUUAGUAUUAGAUAAAGUGAUGACAUGUUUCUAUACAAAAAGUUUAUUCUCACACACACAUAAUUUAAUUAUUUCAUUAUCCUAAUAUAAUUGAAUUUUUAUAUUGUGAAAGUAGCCUACUUAAAAAUUAUUAGCACUUUGAUACGUAACUUUUUAAUAUGCAUAUUAUGUUAUCAAGUACAUUUUCUUUGAAAACUGUUGCAAGUUCCACACAUUUGAAGUCCACAUUUAUAAUUCUUUGAAAGACAGAUUUCACAACUUCUUAAGCUUUCUCCUUUACACCACCUUUAAAAAUGUAUAUUCUUGAGAUAUUCAACUUGCAUUUCCUAGUACCCUUAGUAGGUUGAGAUAUCAAAGGUAGUGCUGCUAAAAAGUUUGUUUUAAUUAAAUUCUCAUUAUUUCUAAGUGUAAUUAACUACUAUGCACAUGAAAAAAGUAAUUGCACAAUGAAUUAAGUUUAAUAUUACUUAAUCAAUAAAAAUGUUAUAGUUAAUAUUAUGGUUGACACAGUAUUACUACUAUAAUUUAUAGAACAUGAUAAGAAUGGUUGAACAUUGUCUUGUGCAUAUAAUAUAUUGUUAUUUUUUUAUAUGUACUGAUUAGAUGCAUUAAUGCAAAGAAAAAAGUUUGUGAAUGAAUUCCCAUUUGUGAUUCAUUUUUUUAUUUUUACUAGGUCUUCUUUUAGAGCUGCAUAUUGAAACUAUAUAUUUUAUAAUCUAAACCAUUUUCAAUUAAAGUAGCUACUUUCUAAAGUAUUAGGCAACCCAGCAUCAAUAUGCCACCUAUUAGUAUAAGUCACAUAAUGUUUAGAUUGUUAAAAUUAUUUCAUUACUUUGAUGAAUAACAUAUUUAACAUCUGCUUUUAAAAUUAAAGGUAAAAUAGUGUACUUUAAUUUGAUUAGAUUUUAAUGUAAAAAAGUAAUGUUUGCAUUAUUACUAUUGAAAAUCCUUGAAAUGUAAUGCUUGUAUGCAUAGUAAUCCAUUUUUACCAUAAUAUAAUGUGCAAUUCCACCUAAUAGAAAAUAACAGUUAUUUUAGUUUGAAUGUAUUGCAUUCUUUUUUUUUUAAGAUUUAUUAUUAAUUUCAAUCAAUAGAGAUAUAAAUAAUUUUUUGUAUAUUUUUAAAAUCAAAGACAUAAUUUUUAAGAAACUAAGUUAAAUUCUACUUUCACAACAAAAUUACUAAUUUAAUGAUCUAGGUUAAUUCUUUCCCUGUUUCAGGCUUACCUUAUGUUGAAAAAGAAAAGAUUUUUUUUUUAACCAAGCAUAUAACAAACUCAAAUUCUGAAACCUGCUUGUAGCAGAAGAUUUAUUUUAUAGAAAUUAAAAGAAUUAAACAUUUUUUUAGCAUAAUUGACUGUAAACAUACAUUGGUACAAAUAUUGCUGUGUAUUUUUCCCUACACCUUUUGAUAUAUCAUUGAUGUUUGAACUUCUAUUGUAAUUUUGUAUUUGAUUAACCAAAAAGGUGCAGUUUUUAAUCAUAAUAAAUUAGAUACACUAAUGCAGACAUUAAAAAAUAUUUGUAAAAUUACUUUGAAAUUACAUUUAAGCUAAUUAAUUUUGUUACUUUUUUCAAUGUAGUUUGAAAAUCAUAAAUCACUGUAUACUGCUCUUUAUAUUUUUAAGCAUUUUGCUUAACAAUAAUUUAUUAAAUGAAAUUGGUUAGUUUACUCUAGGGUUUCAAUAGUUGGUUUAUAAAUGUGCUGGCAUAAAUAGAGAAGAAUUUAUGAGAUUUUGAGGAUCAUAUUAUUGACCUCUGUUUUAUUUUUUAUUUUUUUUUAUUUUUUAGUCAAUAGUCAUGCAUGAUAAGCAUACUGCCAUUCACUUGUAUUUUAUUCUCUAGGUUGUAAAAUUAAAAACUGUGAUAUUCUGCCAGUUAGUCUUUCAAAAUCAUCACAAUAUGUCCUCAAAAAGUUUAUGUAGUUAACACCUGGUUUAAGUAUCUUCAGUGUCUUAACCAUGUGUUUUGUCAUGACAUAAUUAUUGUAAAUCCAAAAUUUGUUGUAGAAAAGUCUUUAAAUAUCCAAUCAGAUAUCAAAUAAAAUUUUGAGUGUUGAUGAGUUUAGCCUAAAGCAAGAGUUAGAACAAGAACACCAUUAUAGUUUCAUAUACCAAAAAGCUUAUGGUGAAAUCUGAAGAUAUGUAUAGAGAUAGUAAAUAACAAUGGGAAUUUCAUCUGUCAUUGUAAAUUAAAAGAAAAACAAAGUGUUAAAAAACUAAUUUUCUUAUUUAUGUUUUUAAAAUUCCUACAAAAACUGGCAAACAUUGCUGUAAGCUGUAUCAUGUUUUAUAAGAUAUUUAUAAGUGGUAACUGUUCUAAUUUGCUACUUUUUACAUAAUUUAUAUUGUUUCUGCUAACAGAAAUAUAUAAAUCUGUUCCAUUCAAUUAUGUAUUGUUUGUAUUUGCUGUGAGUUGUUUUGUAAGUCUUAUUUUCUAAUUAUAAUUGUGUCAUGUAGAUAUACAGAAUAUGGAGAAAAAAAUUCAUUGAUUUGCUAAUUUUCUAAGCAUUCAAUUAGAUAAUCUAAAAUUAUUAACUAAUGUAAUUUUUUCAGAAGUCACUUUUAUUCAAAGCUUAGAUCUACUAGGUUUCUUUUAAACUAAAAAAUCAAGGUUUUUUUCUUUAAAAAAAAAACUACACAAAAAUUAAACCAAAUUCCUAGGAAUCUGUCUAUUUCAAUUAACUCAGUUAUAGUGAACUUUUACUUUAAAUAUGAAUCUAAAGAAUCAAAAUGUAUAUAUUCUUUGCUUUAAAAAAGCUUAGAUAAUUGUAAUUUUAAACAAUUUCAAGACAAAACAAUCAUGCUGGGUUUUGAAUGUUAAAAAACUACUUUGAAAAAAGAGUAUCAACAUCAUAGCUUACUUAUUAAAUCAUAAACAUACAAAUGAAACUUGGUUGGUAAAAUUAUAUUGUACUAUAAUCUCCCUUAAUAAGAUCAGAUUUUAUUCCAAAAGCACAUCACUCUGAUUUACUAUUUUGAUUUUUCUGCAUAUCGGUAAAUGAAAUACUUAAGAAUAAUUUGUAUGCUUCAUUACUGAUUGUGUUAAUGACUAUCAAUGCAUUCUAGAAGCAACAAAUUUUUCAAAAAGUUAACUAUUGGCCUUUUUCUGUACUAUUAACUUUAUUUUAACAUUAUUUUUUUUAUGGGCAGAAUGUAACAAGACUUCAUUGUCUAAAGCCGUGUGCUCAGGAAUUAUAUUUUGUUUUAUAACCACUAGAUAAGCAUUUUCAAUUGACAUUGUUAAUGUACUACAGACUUUGUUUCUGGGAUAUGCUGUAUGACUUUUUUUUUUAUAAUUGUGCAUUUAUUAUACCAAGAAAUGUAAAAGAUUUAAAUAAACAAUGCAAGUUUAAAUAAAAAACAUGAUUUCC
Messenger RNA from Physella acuta, 8270 nucleotides. RefSeq names its product regulatory-associated protein of mTOR. Gene Ontology annotation, molecular function: protein binding; protein-macromolecule adaptor activity. Lineage: Eukaryota; Metazoa; Mollusca; Gastropoda; Physidae. Gene Ontology annotation, cellular component: cytoplasm; TORC1 complex. The record is from RefSeq and is a predicted model, not a curated record. Gene Ontology annotation, biological process: positive regulation of cell growth; regulation of autophagy; TORC1 signaling.